Messenger RNA from Mangifera indica (mango), 1893 nucleotides. RefSeq names its product DUF21 domain-containing protein At4g14240-like. Gene Ontology annotation, biological process: magnesium ion homeostasis. The transcript is spliced from 13 exons. The coding region runs from base 114 to 1604 and encodes 496 amino acids. Gene Ontology annotation, cellular component: intracellular membrane-bounded organelle. The record is from RefSeq and is a predicted model, not a curated record. Lineage: Eukaryota; Viridiplantae; Streptophyta; Magnoliopsida; Sapindales; Anacardiaceae.
ACCGUAAACAAUCUUUUUUGGUCCGUUUAUAAUCCUUUAAGAAUUUACAGCAGAUUCAAAAUUCAACAAAAUCAGGAGGAGGAUCUUGACUGGGACGAGAGAUUCAAUCCAAGAUGCAUUUGAUUAAUGCGGUGCUGGCGGCGAGGAUGUUGACGACAAUUGGCCAGUCAAACGGCGUCGUCGGAGAGGGAAUUCCGUUCGGCUCCGUCUGGUGGUUUAUCUACGCCGGAGUUUCUUGCUGUUUGGUGCUUUUCGCCGGUAUUAUGUCUGGUCUAACCUUAGGUCUCAUGUCUAUUGGACUGGUCGACCUUGAAAUUCUCCAACGUAGCGGCACUUCCACGGAGAAAAAACAAGCAGCGACUAUUCUUCCGGUGGUUCAGAAACAACACCAGCUUCUUGUGACUUUGCUACUCUGUAAUGCAGCUUCUAUGGAGGCCCUUCCUAUAUAUCUGGAUAAGCUUUUCAAUCAGUAUGUUGCUAUAAUACUCUCUGUGACUUUUGUUCUGGCUUUUGGAGAGGUUAUUCCUCAAGCAAUAUGUACACGAUAUGGUCUUGCUGUAGGGGCAAAUUUUGUAUGGCUUGUACGAAUUCUAAUGGUUAUUUGUUAUCCAAUAGCUUAUCCCAUUGGAAAGAUUUUGGACUGGGUACUGGGGCAUAAUGAGGCCCUAUUUAGGCGAGCUCAGUUAAAAGCUCUCGUCUCAAUCCACGGCCAGGAGGCUGGUAAGGGAGGUGAACUAACACAUGAUGAGACAACAAUUAUCAGUGGAGCACUAGAUUUGACUGAGAAGACUGCUGAGGAAGCUAUGACACCUAUUGAAUCAACUUUUUCCUUGGAUGUCAAUUCAAAGUUGGACUGGGAGGCAAUGGGUAAAAUUCUUGCUCGAGGUCAUAGCAGGGUACCUGUCUAUUCCGGGAACCCAAAAAAUAUUAUUGGACUUCUGCUGGUGAAAAGUCUUCUUACUGUGAGACCUGAGACGGAGACUCCAGUUAGUGCUGUUUCGAUCCGAAGAAUUCCAAGGGUACCAUCAGAUAUGCCACUUUAUGAUAUAUUGAAUGAAUUUCAAAAGGGCAGCAGUCAUAUGGCAGCAGUUGUGAAGGCUAAAGGAAAAAGCAAGGCUCUUCCACCAAUGACUGAUGGGGAAAAUAAAGCCAAUUGUGGAGAUUCUGAUCUGACUGCUCCUUUGCUGUCCAAGCAGGAUGAAAAGCCAGAAAACGUUGUUGUUGAUAUUGACAGGCCUUCAAGGCCUAACAAUUUGAGUCGACAAACUUCUUCACAACGUAGUGAGUCGGCCGUGACAAAUGGAUUAGCAUAUGCAUCUGAGGAUAUUGAAGAUGGUGAAGUGAUUGGUAUCAUCACCCUGGAAGAUGUAUUCGAAGAACUUUUGCAGGAGGAGAUUGUCGAUGAGACAGAUGAAUACGUUGAUGUACAUAAAAGAAUCCGUGUGGCUGCAGCUGCUGCUGCUUCAUCUGUAGCACGAGCUCCAUCAAGUCGCAGGCUAAUUGGCCACAAAGCAGCUGGCGGCCAAAGUAAGCAAGCCCCAACGACUCCAAAGAAGUCUGCUGAGAACGAUUCGAAUUCAAUGAAAGGUGCGCCCUCGUCUUGAUAGUGAGUGUCGUGCUUGGUCAUCUGAAUGGGAGGGGAUUUUUUUAUCCAUACAUAAAAAAUGAACAAUAAGGCAAUAUAAUUUGAGUGAAAUUUUGACGUUCAUUUUAGUUGAUUCUCUUUCCCUUCUCAACUAAACUCAAGAAUCCGUUAUGGUUAGGAGCAAAAUAGUAGUUUUGAUGUAAUUCAGAGUGUAAUAUGUAUCGAACACAAGUGUUUGAAUUGGUUUGAAUUUAGCUCGUUUAUGAAAACGAGUUUAAUUUUUAUGUUAAACUCAGUUUUUUCUAUCA